This is a messenger RNA of Mollisia scopiformis, 2762 nucleotides long. RefSeq lists its product as uncharacterized. NCBI's taxonomy places the organism in Eukaryota, Fungi, Ascomycota, Leotiomycetes, Helotiales, Mollisiaceae. The coding region runs from base 427 to 2535 and encodes 702 amino acids. The transcript is spliced from 5 exons. The record is from RefSeq and is a predicted model, not a curated record.
UCAAAGAAAUCGAAGUAGUCAAAAAUGGAUUGUUCAAAGUAUCUUGCAUCGAUGUAUCGUACUUCUGCAUCGCUUCCCCGUGAAGCCGUUGCAGUCUCUCGUUCCUUUUUUUUCUCGGCAGGGGAUGGUGGCUGAGUGAUGUAAGUAACGUUAAGGCCGUCAGCUCCGGCCAAACUUGCUCCUCUUCACUUUCUCCCAAGUCGCCAAAGGCAGAGUCAUUCUUCAACAGACCUAGUAUUGCCUAGGCAGACGUAUCAACACCAUCACCUUCCUGCCUCCUUUCGCAGACCGACCACUGCUCGGCCAGACCUUUGCAUUCAGCCCAAGAAAGCCACCGCCAACCGAUAAGCAAAAGCCUUGCUCCAGGGACGCCCGGCACCCCUACUCGACGGUAGCCAUCGCCUUUCUCUUUUGGGAUCGGGCACUAUGUUUGACGAGGGUAACUAUUCGAGUGAGCCUGAGGAGGUCUUUCUUGGGAGCUCAUCUGCCAGCGAUAUCAUAUCUAGUGACUCUUCCCAAGGCCGCCGCCGUUCAGCUCAGUCUCGCCGACUAGGGAGUCAACUCUCUGAGCGACGAGUUACCCCAUCUGACACCGGCCGAACGUCAUACUCCUGGAGCUCUUUCGCGAGUAGACUAUCAACAUGUUCGACAGGCAGCGUGCUAUUGUCACAUCCAUCCACUGCAUCGUUCUUGGGCGUGACGCCUUACUUCUCAGCCCCUCGCAAGGCAAGAGAAUCUAGUUCUUGGGCAUCAUCAUCAAGUCAUUUCGAUCCGAUCCUGGAAAAUCUUGCCCUGGGAACACCGCCAGCUUCAGCCGCUGCAUCGCCUCCUCGCCAUAUCUCAAGGCCGAGUAGUCUCUCCUCCAGCGAGGCAGAUGAGUCUCAGGAGAGCGACUCAAGUGCGGAGCCGAAUGGCGUAGAUGCGGCUGGGGCGUUGGGAACCCCUCCAACUAGUGACGCAACUUCAGAUGCAGCGGCAGAUGAGGUCUUUGUUACGGACCAGGAUUUCGAAGACCAGAUCGUUGUGAUACCGAUUGUGGAGGCACUGUAUGGGCUGCUGACAUCAGGACCAGAUGAACAUUAUGUCGAAUCGGUCUCCAAUGACGAAGACGAGAUUGACGCCCGGGAAGACAUCCUGAACGGGGGGAUCGGACAACUCCGCGAAUAUGCCAAUCUGCAGACUCGAGGGAGCGAAGAGCCAUGGACACCAGGAACACAGGAGGUAGAACUCAGCUGGGGCAGUAGUAUUGUCGCGCCGUCUGCGGGUCGAGUGUACAAUCUCUAUCACUCGAAGACGGGUGUGUACAAAGCGAGACACGACAGCAAGGUUCAUAAGAAGAAAAAGAAAGCAAUACUAGCGAACCGGGAUUCAGAAGAUAUUGAUGGACUGGUUUCAGGAACCAGUUCUUCUGAGGAUAGAUCCGAUUCGCGAAGUAGACGGACAUCGGACCACUACGAAAUCAGUGUGGAAUGUUCUCAGAUCUGCCGUGGAUUGGGCUGCUCUCAGUUCUCACCUGAGACAUUGACCUCUCUGUUCUACCCACAGCCUUUCUUCUCCCAUCUCACUAUCAACUCCCUCGAUAUUUUCCAACGCGAACUCAUAGCUCCGAAUAGUCUCAAUCAACUUGCCGAGUAUGCCAUCGAUUUAUCACUUGGGUUCGGACCGCCGAUACCUUACCAAGUCUGUGCCUUUAUACCCAACAAGAAGGAGGCCUUGCGGAGUUUCCAAAAGUUCAAAGAUGACGAGCCACUUCACAUGCAAGAGUCGCUACCAAUAGUCGUCAAUCUUUUCGAGGCCGAGUCACAUGCUGGAGACAUCGAUGCGUGGCUUGAGACACUUAUCGACUCGGAGUCUGGGCUCAGGGAGUAUGUGGAACUCGUGGAACGCAAGAAGAAGGGCGAUCCUGCUGUGAAGAUUUUGAGAUGUAUAGUUCAGUGGUACCAAGCAUCUAAGAACGAUAUUUCCGAAGGAGAACAUCGCACCUCUCGAGCCACACUCAAACUUCUGAUGACCACAACCCUUUUGACAAAUGUUCCAAGAGUCCAAAGCAUCCCCGAACCUCUCCGCCAGCUCAUCCAUCCACAACCUGUGUCCGUCGAGAAUCCCCACAUUUCUCCUCUUGGUCCAAAGCUUCUUACGCGGCAGAUCAAGGCCAGCAUUCACUACCUCCAGCACGAAUUAUUACAUGCGAUUUUCUGUUACUUGGAAUGUAACUUGAACCUCACAGCGGAAGUGAAGGUAGCCAUCGCGCUUCUAGUCGCAAUCGUGCUAGAGCUGGCCCAGAGCGCAAGCCGACAAUUCGCCAAGUUCGCGAGCAAGAUCAAUCAAAAGGUUGUGGUGGACGACCGAGACGUCACAAGAUACGAGACAGAUAUGCGCACGCAGGUAUUCAACAGAGUUCGAGCGAGUAUCUGCGGCAUAGCGAGCGAGAUUGGAUACCUAGGGGAGAUGCUGAAAGGCCUGGGAUCGCUUGUCGUAGGCAACGGCAAGGAGAAGGAGAACUUCGUUUCUGUCAUUUUGAACGAUGUGUUGUAGAGAUGUAAUUGCAUGCAUGAGGCAUUUUUUCCCAUGGCGUUCUUAGAUCUCGUAGGGCUGAAAGCCUGUCAUCAAAUCUGCAUAGGCCAAAAUGGAUUUGGAAAAUAAGGCGCCAGGCCUCACACAGGAUAAUCAGCUGGUUUUACAAUUAUUCUCAGGAUGAAAUUUUGAAUCUUCUGUUUGUGUUCACCUCAUUCGUAAAAUAAAUCCAAUCGCUUGACUUCCUC